UCGUCAUGUGGUUUACAGUAACCAAUCGGAAUUGUCAUCCGUAUUUCGAAAGGUUGAUAUCGCCUGAUUUUCUCAUGAAUAUUCAUUAUAAACCUUCCGAUCGGAUAACUGGUGACGUUUCAGAACUAAAAUUCGUUUGAGAUCACAACACCCAUUCUGCGAGAGUGCGAUUUUUAAUUUUGACGUUGUGGAAAAACUUUCAUACAUCUAGGACUUCAAAUUUUUCAUAGAAUUACAGUGUUUUAUAUGCUAAAUUAGCGGAUCAGCCAGACGUCUUUUCAAGAUCCCCAUUUGACCUCGCUGUUACAACUACUGGGAUCGACCACCACGUCUGACGUGUAGUCCAAGCAGCUCACAUAUUUCAGGAUAUAAAGUGAAAUUUUGGCAAAAAUGAAGAAAUUAUCCGUUCUGUUUUUUGCUGUGAUUGUUAAUAUCCUAAUAUCAUCAAUAACUUGUGAAGAAGCUGCCAGUUGUUUUGAGACUCAAUUUAAAUGCGUGACAACAGGACGAUGCGUUGCGAUGAACUGGAGAUGUGAUGGGGAUAGCGAUUGCGGAUACGGUGAUAGAUCAGACGAGGAAAAUUGUGAUUCAAAAACAUGCCCUCCAGAUGAAUUUCAGUGUGCCUCAGGACAAUGUAUACUUGCGAAAUGGAAAUGUGAUGGAGAAAAAGAUUGUUAUGAUGGCACAGAUGAAUCAGCUGCUGUCUGCAAUGGUACCCAGUGUAAGGAUGAGGAAUUCAGAUGUAACAAUGGACAGUGUAUCUCAAAUAGUUGGCGAUGUGACGGAACCAAAGAUUGUUCAGAUGGUGAAGAUGAAACUUGCGAUGCUCCAACAUGUGCUGAGGAUGAGAUGCGAUGUGCCAAUGGUAAAUGUUUGACGAAAAAAUGGCUAUGUGAUGGUGAAGAUGAUUGUGGUGAUAGCAGUGAUGAGAAGAAUUGCACCUCAGUUUGUACUGCUGACCAGUUCCAAUGUGCAGAUGGUAAAUGUAUAGAUCAAGACUGGAAAUGUGACGGUGACCAUGAUUGUGAUGAUCAUAGUGAUGAAACCAAUUGUAAGGCAGAGCCACCCAAGAACACCUGUAUCGAUACAGAGUGGGCAUGUAUGUAUGAGGAACAGUGUAUUCUCCUCAACUGGAAGUGUGAUGGGGAUGAAGACUGCUUUGAUGGAUCAGAUGAAAAGAAUUGUACCUACACAUGCUCUGCUGACCAGUUUAAGUGUGAAACUGGACACUGUAUUGAUCAUGUUAUGAGAUGUGAUGGCCUCCCAGACUGUACUGAUGGUUCAGAUGAAUUUAAUUGUACGUCUGUUAUUCAACAUUGCCCAGAUAAUCAGUUUGAUUGCUUUAAAAAUGGAAAGAAAUGUAUUGACUACACCAAAGUAUGUGAUCAUUUGAAUGAUUGUGGAGGCUGGGAAGAUGAAUCAACAACUAUCUGUGAUGCGGUGUUUAAUGGGACCAAACCUGGAACAGACCCAUGCAAAACAAAAAAUGGUGGUUGUGACCACGUUUGUGAACCACUGGUAGGAGCAAAAGCUAAAUGUUCAUGUAACAGUGGAUACAAACUAGAGGGGACAAGCAGAUGUGUCAAUAUUGAUGAAUGUAAAGAAAGCAGCAUUCCAGUUUGUUCACAACUCUGUCAUGACGAAAAGGGUCAUUACAAAUGUGAGUGUGUGGAAGGCUACAGGAAGGAUUUUAUUCUGGGUAAACCAGGCAAAACAACUUGUAAAAUUGAUGGUCCAAGACCUUGGUUGCUGUUUGCCAACAAAGAUGAUGUUAGAAGGUUGGAAGUAGGGACUUGGUUGUUGGAACCAGUUGUAGAAGGACUUUCAAGUGCUGUUUCUGUUGCUUUCUAUAAAGAGAAAUAUGUUUAUUGGUCUGAUGUCAAUCUACAGAAGAUAUCUAGGACUGAAAUCGGGAAUGGCACCAUGAUGAACAACAAAAAAGAAAUCAUUAAGGCUAACAUAGAUACACCUGAUGGUAUUGCUAUUGAUUGGGUCCAUGAUCUUCUGUACUGGACUGACACUGGAUUAAACAGCAUACAGGUAUCCAGUCUGGAUGGAGAUAAAACUGUCACAGUUGUCCCCCAUGAUUUAGAUGAACCAAGAGGAAUAGCUUUGGAUCCAAGAAAUGGGUACAUGUAUGUAACUGAUUGGGGUAAAAGUCCAAAGAUUGAGAGAAUUGGCAUGGAUGGAUCUGACAGAAAAAUCAUUUCCAAGGAUGUUGUCUGGCCUAAUAGUAUUACAAUUGAUUACAUUGAUGGUAGAUUAUUUUGGAUUGAUGCCAAACUACAUACAAUCAAGUCAGCUGAUUUAGAUGGAUUAAACAUCCGUACAGUUGUACACAAUGCUAAACACAUUGCCCAUCCAUUUGCUGUUGCUGUAUUUGAAGAUGAUGUCUAUUGGACUGAUUGGUCAUCAGAUUCAAUCCGUAAGGCCCACAAACAUACCGGAGAAGACUUCCAACAAGUAGCCCUAGGUCUUCAUUCGCCAAUGGACUUGAAAAUUUAUCAUUCAUCUAUACAAAAACCUGGAUAUAAUGCUUGUGCUAACAGGAAUGGAGGAUGUGAAUACCUGUGUUUACCAAAACCUAAUGGAAAGUCUACUGAUCCUAAUGUACCCAAAUAUACAUGUGCCUGUCCAGACAACAAAAAACUUUCCUUCAAUGGAAUGACAUGUGUUGAUAAAGAACCAACAGAUAUUCCUGUAAUAACUACAAGUGUAAAACCAGUUAAAUCUACUACUCCAUCACCUAAUAGUACUAAUAAGAAUCAUAGUUCAACUGCUGGUAUUACUGUUCCAACAACCAAAAAACCAGCCUCUACACCCAAGUCCGAAACAACACAAGCGCCUCAUGUGACUCAGAAACCAGUGACACAUCACCCUAUUGUGGUAUCUACUGGUGGACCAAAAUACACUACGUUUACAGAGAAACACAACAAAACUUUGGAACAUCCUAAAUCAUUGCAGGAAGAACAGGCAGGAAUUGUAGCAUUUGUUGCCAUUGGUGUUGUUGGUUUUAUUGUCAUCAUGUUCCUUAUCGUUGGAUGUUUUGUAUACAGAAGAGUUAAGAAACGUAACAUCAAGAGUAUGAACUUUGAUAACCCAGUUUACCGUAAAACAACUACAACAGAUGAUCAUCAUUCUGUGAUGAUUGGUCACCAGGGCAGGGAUGGACAUCAUAUUAAAGGAGAUCAAUCCGAAAUAAAGCCAUUGACAGAAGAUGUAUGAUGUAAAGAAUUCCAAUAGAACUUUUAAUUUUAAUCAUGGCUGUGGUAUAAACUUAACAAUUAUUGUCUAAAUAAUUGAGAAAAGGAAUUCCAGUGUAAGAACAUUCAUCAGAUAAAAUCUCAUGAUGCACCUACAUCGAUCAAAUUCAGUCCCAUUGGAACGUUGAUUGUAAAAUCUUGCGGAAGAUAGAUCUGAAAUACCCAAAGGCAGUCCGAAGAAGAAAUCAAGAAGGACCAAGUUUUAAUCCUAGAUACGUAGGAUAAUUUAAAGCAUAAUAUAUUUAUGAUGGCCCUUGGGUAACAAUGGGUAGUCAUAUCAUUCUUAGUCUUUGUACACUGGCAGCUUUGUUUUUGUUGUGAUUUACAUAAAACCUGGAUUUUUAUCAGUAACUGCAUUUAUUCUAGAAUUUUCUUAAUCUUGAUCAAAUAUACAGAUCUCCACUUUGUUUUUUUCUUGGUUCUUUAAAGAUAGGCAUCACAACAGCUGAAAUGUACAUAGAGACAUUCUGGAAAUAGUUCUCAGGUUUCUGCUCUGUGUCAGUUGAGACAAGUUCCAGUGAAUUUGCAUGAAGAACAAACAGAGAACUCGUGUUAAUUUGUGCUUAAUAUUCCCAACGUCACAUUCUGGUAAGAUAAGUGUAAUUGUUUAAAUGAUCAAGAUGAAUAAAAGGUUUAUAAAAUGUGUGAAUGGAACUUUGUUAAUGGAUAAAAUCCAUAGUUAAAAAGACUUGAAAGGUAAAUAUUGUGUGUAUGGAAAAUGGUGCUAAAGCCCUUGAAUGUAAUUAAUGGAGGUACUUGGAAGAAGAAUAUGUGCAUGUGUACGUCAUAGACUUGUUGUGUGCAAUAAUUGUCAUAGACCAAUGAUGUGAUCAUUCUUAGCUAAAAUCUUGGUUAGUUACUGUUACACAGCAAAUCACCUUUUUGAAUGAUACAGUUGCAAAUAUGUAUUAGACCAUUGUCUAAUUUUAAAAACAGUAUAUUAACAAAUAAAUGUCUUUGUUUGUACUGUGUUGUUGGGUUACCAUCUUGUUGAUGUAUAGCCAACAACACAUAUCUUAUUUAUAAAUGAUAAUUUCUUUAUCGGUACAUGUAAUAAUGAAAAUGAUGAAAUGGAAACAUUAUGAAGAAAAUAAAUUUCCAUAUGAUAUAUGAAAGAAAAAGUUCAGUCAUUGUCCUUUGAAAGUAGAACUAAAUUUUCCCUAAAGCAUUACCUUUAUUUAGAAUAUGUGGCCUACAUUUGCUGUUGUAAUAUUGUGACUAGACAUGUUUUGACCUUUGUGUAAAUGAUGUUAAUUGUGAAUAUAUAUGAACAUGAGAAGUAUUAGAAUUGUAUAUAGUUGUUUAUUUAUUAACUUUUGUUUUUGUUAAAUCUUUGUAAAUAUGAACAUACAAUCAUGAUGUAGUAUAUUUAUGUGAAUAGGACUUGCUUCCGAGUCCAUUAGUGUGAGAUAAAUAUUGGUGCUUACCUAGAAGGUAUAUAUAUAUAUAUAUCAAAGAGUACUAGAUCUGAUUCCCUACUAUGUUUAAUAACUGCUCAAAAACAAGUGAAAAGUUGUGAGGCAUUAUUAUUUAUUCAAUCAUAAACAAUAUUUUGUUUCCCCGUGUACAGUUUAAUUUUAUAGGAAUUUCUCUUGAAUAUUUUUAAAUUUGAUACUUUUCUGUAUGGACCAGUGAAAUCUGACAAUUCAACAUCAUAGUCUUGCAUAAUAAUAUUUCCUUAAGAAUCUCAAUUGUAAAAUUCCAGAUUCUUUUAUUUAUUGUAACUAUACAUUGUAAAUAAAACCAGGGAUAGUGCUUUGUUAAAAGCUUGCAAAGGAAUUGCUUAUUAUUUAAAAGUAAUGUUUCAGUUUCUAACUGUGCCAAAUAUGAAUUACAGCAAGUCAUUUUUUUUUUUAUCUUUAUAAAAUGUUGAAAGGAAAUUUGUAAACAUCUAUUGUUCCAAAUGAAUUUUAAAGUAAAUUACCAUUUUUUACUUGAAUAAAACUUAAAAAAAAAAGAAAUUGCAGAAAUUUAAGCAUUUAGUUCUUUAGAAGUUUGUCAGUUAUUCAGAUGAAACCUUUUACUUUGUUUCAUAGUGUGCUCAUACAUUCCUCGGAUGGUUUUAAGCUUGAAGUGCUAAGUAUGCUUGAAAAGCAUGUUCCAAAUUAUGUUGCUUAAAUAUAGUGUCUAGUAUAUGAUUAGAUUGCUUUAUAUUUUUAAUGAGUGGUUAAAGUUUUAACCUUUUACAUUCCAUAAAACGUUCAAACAAUACCACUUCUUUCAGAUUAAAAAAGCAACAGCAUUGAUACAUAGGAAAAAAAAUGCAUUUUGUAUUCUUUUUUGUUUAUCAGGCUCAAAGAAUUACUUUAAGGAAGUUCGCUUAUAUCAUUCCUCAUUCACAUCACCAGAAGCAAUGUUCAUAGUUUAUUAUCUAAUUCUGAAAAAUAACACCACAUGUAAAUUAACAUAAAUUUUAAUAAAAUUGUUCUGUAACAUGAGGAGGCUUUGAAAAGGCUGUUGCAAGUCUGGUUUUGGUAAUUUAGAAUAAAGAAGCUCUUAUAAUCUCAUAUUUCAGAUAACUUUUAUGUGUAAUAAAAUAUCAAAAGGACAUAAUAAAAUGUUAAAAGGACGUAAUAAAAUGUAAAAGGACAAGAAAAUUGACCUUGAAAUGUAAGCAGUUUUAUCAUAUGUUCCCCCAAGUCAGGUUUAAUUAAUUAAAGCUCGUAUAUUUAUAUAAGAGAAAUAUUGCAUAUCAUUUUGAAUUAUUUCGAAGUUCCAUUCAUUAUUUAGUUUGUCUUUAUGCUUGUUUUUCAAGUAUGUAUGGUACAGUUUAGUAUGAGUGCUUUAUAUUGUAUUGUUAUGUAAAUAGGGUGUAAAUGUUGUUAAUGUGUUGCUUGUAAGAAGUUUGUACAAGUAAAAAAUUUAAAUAAUAAAAGAUGAAAAAUCCUU
Mytilus californianus (California mussel) is the source of this 6152-nucleotide messenger RNA. Its product is annotated as low-density lipoprotein receptor 1-like. Lineage: Eukaryota; Metazoa; Mollusca; Bivalvia; Mytilida; Mytilidae. Gene Ontology annotation, molecular function: protein binding; calcium ion binding. The coding region runs from base 391 to 3225 and encodes 944 amino acids. The record is from RefSeq and is a predicted model, not a curated record. The transcript is spliced from 20 exons.